AGCUCCCAGUGCCACUGCCCUUUAAAAGGCGGCAGCGGCUAGGGCCGACCCCGUGGAGGCGAGCGGCGGAUGCGGGAUGGCGGGGAGUAGCGACCCGGUUGUCCUAGAAGAUUACCUUCUGGCAGAAGAUGCGCCUUUGCUGGAGGAAAUGGCUGAGGAGGAUGAAGAGAUUGACCUGUACAAUGACAUGACCUUUGGGUUAGAUCGAGACUCCAUGGAAGAGGAGGUGGCCAAAGCCCCAGCCCCUCAAGAUAAAGACCCUGAGCCAAGUCCCAUGGACAAGAGUAUUGAAGAAGGGACAGUGAUGGAGGAGGAUGAGGAGAGCAAGGCUGUGGAGGAGCCUGGGCCUGAGGCAGAAGAGAAGCCUUCUAUUCUAGAGGAGAUGGAUGAGGCAGAGGAAGAGCAUGAAGGGGAGCCUGGGACUCGGCUAGAGGACUAUGGUGACAUAGAGGAAGAGGGGGAGCUAGGGGCAGAUGAGCAUGAGGAGGAAGAGGAGGAGGAGGAGGAGGAAGAGGAGGAGGAUGAGCAGGAGGAAGGGGAGCAGCAGCACCAUGAUGACAGGGACUCCAAGGAACAAAAUGACCUGGGAGACCCAGCAGUGAUGAGAGCAGUGCAUGGCAAGCCCACCCUAGAGAGUCUGGACUCCGCAGUUGUGGACAGCAGCAUUGGUUCCAGCUGGGAAGGGUACAAAGCAGAUGAUUUGGUGCUUGCAGAUGUGUGGUCUUCAUCCCCUGGCAGCAUCCCAUCACAUCACAUGCUGGAGGACAAAGCCAUCCUUCAAGUGCUGGAAAGGGUCCCCCCCACAUCUCACAUGAGCCUGGACUUCCUUGGCUCCCCAGUGCAGAGAGGGUACCCAGGCUCCCCAGGACUCAAGCGUCCAAACUUCAGGAUGAUGUCCCCUAAAUCCUUCCCUCAGCGAUUCAUGCGGCAGCAGUCUCCCAUGAUGCCUCGCUCCCUGUACUCCCCUCGGCCCUUCACGCCACCUCGCAGAGCUUCUCCUCUCUUCACUCCCAGUCAGAGCUCAGAGUACACAUCUCCAAUGCCCUUCAGGCCCAUGUCACCCAAUAUCAGGACACCAACGCAGCCCUUGGGUAUGCGCUUCGGCCCCAUGUCACCUUCUCUUGACCCCUCGCUCUUCUUUAGUCCGUCAGCUGGCCUCCAAGGGAAGUUCAGUGUGCCCAGCCACAUGACUCAGCUGCACCCCCAGCAUCAGCGGAUCCUGAACCAACGGCAGCAGCGAGGGCAGGUGCAGAGCAUCUCCCCCAAGAAGCCCUGGUCCCCAAAAGCAGACCCCUAUGCUGGGCUCAUGACUCUUAAAGAGAAGGACUGGGUCAUCAAGGUGCAGAUGAUGCAGCUGCAGAGUGAGAAUCCCCACUUGGAUGACUACUAUUACCAGGCAUAUUACCACCGGUUGGAGCGAAAGCAGGCAGAGGAGGAGCUUUUUGGGGGCCGGAGCAAGCAGGAGCCUCCCAAGCUAGUCACGCCUUAUAUCCAGAAGAUGGAGACCUACGACUCUGUGGUGCGCAUAGCAGGAUCACUGGGCCAGGUUGCCAUGUCCACAUGCUACAGCCCCCGCAGGGCCAUUGAUGCUGUGCACCAUGCCCUACUGGAAGAGGGUGCUGGGUCUCAGCUGAUGAAGGCUCCCCCCACUUAACUUGUCACAUUUCUCCAGAUGUUUCUGCAGCUGUUGGAUGUGGAGGAAACGCAGCAGAAAAUGACCCUGGCACCAGAGGAACAGCACCCGCGCUUCCGGGAGAAGAAGAGCCAUGAAGUGGGCCGCAUCUUCCACACCCUGAAGACUGGGGCGUGCGGCACUGAGGAGGAGGCAGAGGAUGAGUUUCUGCAAGUGCUGUGUGUGCGGAAGGGCAAGAAGCUGACGGCACGGCUGCUGCCCCACCUGGCACGGGAGCAGGCCGAGGGGAUCCUGGUUGCCAUCACCCGCCACCUGCCAUUCCUCAUGAGGAAGGAUGUACUGGAUGAGUCACUUCCAGUUCUCUACGGCCCCCUCAGCGAGAUGGUGGGCAAGAUGACCUUCAGUGAGCUCAUUGAGGUCCUGCAGGAGCUAACUAGACCGCUACCUGACUCUCUAGAGUUGCCACUCGCCAUGGCCCUGAAGAACCAGUUUGGGAUCUCGCUUCUGUACUCACUGCUGAGCCAUGGUGAGAAACUGCUCUCCUCGGACGUGCCCUUGGAGCCGCAAAGCGGGGACUUUGAGAAAUGGACUGACACUGUAUUCCUGGUUGCCAGAGAGCUGUCCCAAGUGCCCAAGACCUCUCUGGUGGAGCCUCUUGUCCUCCCCAGCAACCUCCUCUCCUUGUUCUGCCGCUACCUAGAUAAGCAGACCAUCCACCGGCUGGAGGUCAAGAUGGAGUGUGCCUCGCUACCUUCAGAGACUGCUAUGCUAUGCUGAGGUGGCCUAGCCUUGGAGAAGAACAGAUUAAACCAGCUGCCAGGCAGUGAUACUUAUCCCUCCCAAGGUGCAUGGGCAGGGAACAUGAUGCAAUGACUUUGAGUUUUGAAAUUGGACAGUACUUUGGCGCAAGGGGCCUUUGUGUUUUUUGCCUGGGCACAGCUAAGAGCAUUACACAAGGGCCUGGUUGUGGCCCUGGCCACAGCCAGUGCCUGGGAGCACAGCACAGACACGGGUAACUUAUUUGGGCCUCAUCCAGCAGGAAUGGGCACUGUGGUCCAGCUGGUGUAGGGUAGGUCUGUACAGUUGGACACUGGGAGCACCUGGCUGGGAGGGUGAUUUUUGAGUUCAUGUACAGCACUCACCACAAUAAAAGUGGCUUAUGAGAA
Gavialis gangeticus (Gharial) is the source of this 2799-nucleotide messenger RNA. It is a transcript of the gene PATL2, whose product is annotated as PAT1 homolog 2. Gene Ontology annotation, biological process: deadenylation-dependent decapping of nuclear-transcribed mRNA; P-body assembly. The record is from RefSeq and is a predicted model, not a curated record. Gene Ontology annotation, cellular component: P-body. Gene Ontology annotation, molecular function: RNA binding. The transcript is spliced from 19 exons. Lineage: Eukaryota; Metazoa; Chordata; Crocodylia; Gavialidae.